Molecule: messenger RNA, 1402 nt
Organism: Chanos chanos (milkfish)
Lineage: Eukaryota; Metazoa; Chordata; Actinopteri; Gonorynchiformes; Chanidae
Gene: grwd1
Product: glutamate-rich WD repeat containing 1
Exons: 7
Coding region: 22-1377 (451 amino acids)
Biological process (GO): ribosome biogenesis
Cellular component (GO): nucleolus
Molecular function (GO): protein binding
Source: RefSeq, a predicted model, not a curated record
UCUCUCUCUCUCUGUUUCAAAAUGUCUGCGCCCGGCGAAGACACGUUUCCCCAGCCAGAAGACGACGUCGAGGAGAUGGAAGCGAGUGGCAGCGACGAGGAUGAGAUGGAGGAAGACAAACCAGGAGGAGAAGGAGAGAGUAAAGUCUACGUGCCCGGAUUAGACCCAAUCAAACCGGGGGAAGAGCUGGAAAUGGACCGAUCGGCUUACCGCAUGUACCACGAAUGCCAAACAGGUGCCCCGUGUCUGAGUUUUGACAUUGUGAGAGACGGGGAUGGUGCUGGAACAGAGAGGGAGAAAUUCCCAGUGUCCUUGUUACUGUGUGCGGGAACGCAAGCAGACACUGCCCUAAGCAACAGGCUGAUUGUGAUGCGGAUGCAUAACCUCCACGGCACGGAGGAGGAAGAGGAGGAUGAGGAGAGCAGUGAUGAAGAGAGUGAGGAGGAAGAGGAGAAGAAACCAAAGCUGGAGCUGGCCAUGUUGCCUCACUAUGGAGGAAUUAACAGAGUCAGAGUGACUCAGCGAGGAGAGCAGUCAUUGGCUGCAGUUUGGUCAGAGAAGGGUCAGGUGGAGAUCUUUGACCUGCGACCCCAGCUGGAAGCCGUCCACAGUGCCUCUGCCAUGGCAGCCUUCACUAAGCAACAGAAAGAGGCCAAACCUGUCUUCAGCUUCUCUGGUCACAUGACCGAAGGCUUUGCCAUUGAUUGGUCGCCCUUGGUGCCAGGUCGACUGAUUAGUGGCGACUGCAAAAAGAACAUUCAUGUUUGGGAACCACAGGAGGGCGGGACUUCCUGGCAGAUUGACCAACGGCCUUUCAGCUCACACACCAAGUCUGUGGAAGACCUGCAGUGGUCACCCAAUGAGGCGACGGUUUUCGCGUCUUGCUCAGUCGAUCAGUCCAUCCGGAUCUGGGACGUACGGGCACCGCCCAACUCCAUGCUCUCAGCCAAUCAAGCGCACUCCUCAGAUAUCAACGUCAUCAGUUGGAAUCGGAAGGAACCAUUCCUGCUGUCAGGGGGGGAUGACGGUGUGCUGAAAGUUUGGGACCUCAGGCUGUUUAAGACUGGGAAUGCUGUGGCCAGUUUUAAACAGCACAGUGCUCCAGUAACUUCGGUGGAGUGGAGCCCAGACGACUCCAGCGUCUUCGCCGCCUCGGGCGCGGACGACGUCGUGAGCCAGUGGGACCUGUCGGUGGAGACCGAGUCUGGCGAGGCGGGGGGGCGGGCGGAGGGCGUGGCCGGGCUGCCCCCCCAGCUGCUCUUCCUCCACCAGGGCCAGAUGGAGGUGAAGGAGCUGCACUGGCAUCCACAGAUCCCUGGGGUCCUCAUCACGACCGCGCUGUCUGGAUUCAACAUCUUCAGGACUAUCUCUGUCUGAGCGCGCGCGCGUGUGUGUGUGUGUG